AAAGACCACCCGAUGUAGCUUACCCUUCUGAACACUCGAUUCUAUUGGACCAACUGUAGGUGCAGGGCCUGGCUUAUCAUUGAAGGCAACACGUGUUGUGGCAAAAUGAAAUUAUUAAGAAAGUUGAUGGAUGAAGCAGCAGGCAGGGCUCCAUGGACCACCCCAGAAACCGGAUCUACUAAGCCAGAGUCUCCAGUGAAACACAGUGAAAAGAAAACAUCAGCUGGAGGAAGGUUUAAGGCUUUUACACUGCCUCCCAUCUUAAAACGCAGAUCGAAGGGUAACACCGACACCAGUGCUUCGGAUGACCCCGACACAUCCAUUGUUAUUAGCCCUCCACCCCAGGAGGUGUUGACUUUUGAGCAGAACCUUCAGAGAAAUUGCUUGGAUGUGGCUGGUCAACAGCUGAUUGACAAAGAGGAGUAUUUAUAUGGACAGGUCUCAGAAGAGGUGUCUCAGUUCAACACAGAGUGGGAGAUGGAGAAAGAGCAGCUAGCCAGCGAUCACCAAGACUUACUCAGCCACAUCGACCUGACUGUGAAGAGUUCUCUCAGUCUGGACAAAGACGGUCUGCAGGCUCUGAAGUCUGCAGUGAAGGCUAUCCUGCAAGAAGAGGAGCAAGAUAGACGAUGGCUGAAUCAGGACGGUAAACGGCCUGCCUGGAGGCCCAGUGAAUGCAGGCAUCACCACAACACUGUCCUCAAGAGCCUGGUGGAGGAGCGUAUGGUCAAUGCUGAAUUGUCUCCUGAAGAGAGCAACGAGCUACGCUCUUCCCUGCAGAGGGAUGUUUGUGGGAAGGGUAGAUGCCUGCAGAAGGACCUGUUGAGGGUGGUGAAAGAGGUGAAGGGCUGCUACCCAAAGGAUAUGGAUAUCUGCAACCUCUAUGGAAAGAUGUACCACCAAGCCUUUAGCACAGAGAUAAGAAAGAUUUUGGAGUAUGGGCUGGGCAUGGCCGACUGCUCUUAUCUCCUGUAUUGGGUGAACGUUGCCUACCCAGAAAUUCUACAAAAUCCAGAUCUGAAAAAAGAGAUUAACUGUGAAACAUUGGGAAAGCUGUUGUCUUUGGAAUUGACCACACCACUGGAGGAGCAAUAUCUUAGUCACCAAGAGACAGGGGUUCAAACAUUACUCAACAAAAUGCUGAAGGAUGUGGAGCAAGCCUGGAGGGAGGGUUCUGAGUCUGAGCUCAGAGACAACUGUUACUUUAGCCCCUUGGCUAUCGACGUCAUUCAAUGCAUUAAUGCUGCAGUGAUAUCUAUAGAGACAGUUUUGGAAGACACUUCCAAAGUCCAAAUUAUUGUGUGCCUGUUGAAAGACUUCUUGAAUAGCUACAAGCAAUUCCAGGAAAAAGUUAUCAAGGGAGUCAACCAAAAAAACAGCAGAACUGUGAUCAUGGCCAAUCUUGCUUGUGUUGAACAAUUCAGGGACUAUAUUGUGAAGAAAGCAGAUAUCUUUCCAUUGGAUGUAAAAGAAUGCUGUCUGUCCAUAAUAGCUGAUCUAAAGAACUGUGGCUACACGUUUUUAACAAGCCCCAUACACAAGGAUCUCAAGUCUCAAUACAAAGCUCUGGGGACACCUGUCUGGUUGGAGAAGAAACAUGUGUUUGAAACACUGUUAAAAGGAAUUAGCGAACACAUCCAGGAUCUUAAGGGCUUGACUGACACCUGCCAUCAGGAGCUGCUGAGCCAGCUUCACUUGGAGGUGACAGUGGAGUACGUGAGGAGGCUUCUACAGAGGAAGAUCAAGCUUAGAGACAAAGAAAUGCAGGAGCAGGCUGCCAGGUCUGUGUGUGAGGAUGGCCAGAGACUACACGAACUGUUCACUGAAGCGGGUUCCAGGCAGGAGUGGCUCUCUGAGGUCCUGGCCAAGAUUGCUGAAGUGCUGAGGCUCCAAGACAUUUCGUCUAUACAGCUUGAGAUUGCGACGCUGAGUCAAACAUACCCUGACCUCAGUGAAAUCCAGGUGUCUGCUCUACUUAACCUUAAGUCCAACCUUUCUGCCUCGGCUGUGAAAAGAGUGAAGAAGACUUUCGUGGUCAACCAGGACACCACCAGCUCUCGGGAUACCCCAUCUUUUUUUUCCAUGGUGCAGGUUAAAUGAGUGUGGAAUGUUCUUAUUUAGCAGUGUUAACCAUCCAGUGUUUAUCCAUUGUCCUGUGUGCUUCACUGUAUAGGUAGAUGCAAAAUAGCCUUUGGAUUUUGGGCAUUCUUAAAGAGACUUACAUUGUAAGCAUUUGAUGGUGCAAUGUAAUAUACAAAUGUAUAUACAUGUAAUGUAAUAUAAAUGUUAUGCUUUCGUCCUUAUGAUGUACCUUGGGGUAGCAAAUGUUUUUACAGCUACUUCAGUGUCUGGAGACAAAUAAAAUGCUAAUGUAUUUGAGGCAUUUUCUUUGCUUUAUGUAAAGAAAAUGCCUCAAAUAAUCCUUUAGGUGAGUGUAUGUUAAUAUAGAUUCCUUAAUAUGUAGAUUGUGGUUUGUGUCUGGAUUUAUUUAUAUAAUAAAAGGGUGCUUUCCAAGUA
Messenger RNA from Esox lucius (northern pike), 2517 nucleotides. It is a transcript of the gene tnfaip2b, whose product is annotated as tumor necrosis factor, alpha-induced protein 2b. Gene Ontology annotation, molecular function: SNARE binding. The coding region runs from base 106 to 2100 and encodes 664 amino acids. The transcript has 12 exons. The record is from RefSeq and is a predicted model, not a curated record. Lineage: Eukaryota; Metazoa; Chordata; Actinopteri; Esociformes; Esocidae. Gene Ontology annotation, biological process: exocytosis; exocyst localization. Gene Ontology annotation, cellular component: exocyst.